GCUCAGACCCGCGCAGCCCUUCUCCGAGUGCUGCAGGAAGAUGAGGAAAAGUGGGCCAGCAUGGACUACAGGCCCAGCAACCUGGCCCAAGAUGUUUGUGAGCUGCUGGAAGAACACACGGAGAGAGCGCCCCACAUCAGUCAGGAGUUCGUGGAGAGAAUGGCCCACUGCUGCCUGGGCGGGCUGGCGGAGUUCCUGCAGAGCUUCCAGCAGCGAGUGGAGCGAUUCCACGAGAACCCAGGGAUCCGUGAACUGCCCUCUGAGACCUACAUCAGCAGGACUAUCUCUCUGGUCAACUGUGGGCCCCCCCUGAGGUCUUUGGCUGAGCGACUGGCCAGGGUGGGGCCCCCUGAAAGUGAGCCCGCCCGGGAAGCUUCAGCCAUGGCUCUGGACCGUGUGACCCGACUCUGCCAUCACGUCCUGGCCGAACUGUUAUUCCAGGAACUACAGCCGCACUUCAGCAAGCUGAUGCGCAGGAAGUGGCUGAGCAGCUCCGAGGCUCUGGAUGGCAUCGUGGGCACACUUGGCGCCCAGGCCCUGGCCCUGCGCAGGAUGCAGGAUGAGCCUUACCAGGUGCUGGUGGCCGAACUGCACCGCCGGGCGCUGGUGGAGUACGUGCGACCACUGCUGCGCGGACGCCUGCGCUGUCGCUCCGCGAGGACCCGCAGCCGCGUGGCCGGGAGGCUCCGAGAGGAUGCGGCACAGCUACAGCGGCUGUUUAGGCGGCUGGAGUCCCAGGCUUCCUGGCUGGACCAGGUGGUGCCGCAUUUGGCCGAGAUCCUGCAGCUGGAGGACACUCCGAGCAUCCAGGUGGAGGUCGGGGUGCUUGUGCGGGACUACCCAGACAUCAGGCGGAAGCAUGUGGCCGCCCUCCUGGACAUCAGAGGACUUCGAAACGCAACUGCCCGUCAGGAGAUUCUGGCGGUGGCCCGGGACCUGGAGCUGUCUGAAGGUGGUCCCCUGUCGCCCCCUCGGGACCGCGCCUUCUUUGCGGACAUCCCCGUGCCCCGCUCCUCCUUCUGCCUCGGCCUCCCUCUCUUCUUGGGGCGCCUCCCGGUCUCCCGGCUGGCCAGGCCCAGCCUGGCUUGUCUGCCCCUGCGGCCUCGGCCUCCUCCGUCGUCAGUUAGAGCCAGAGCCCAGCGCUGAGGCUGCUGGUGCCCAUGCUGCUGCGGAUCCACCCUCCUGCCUCCC
Peromyscus eremicus (cactus mouse) is the source of this 1191-nucleotide messenger RNA. It is a transcript of the gene Exoc3l2, whose product is annotated as exocyst complex component 3 like 2. Lineage: Eukaryota; Metazoa; Chordata; Mammalia; Rodentia; Cricetidae. The record is from RefSeq and is a predicted model, not a curated record. The annotation marks the transcript as partial. The transcript has 8 exons. Gene Ontology annotation, cellular component: exocyst. Gene Ontology annotation, molecular function: SNARE binding. Gene Ontology annotation, biological process: exocyst localization; exocytosis.